AUGGCGCACCCCCCGCACAUCACCCAGCGCAACAUCCACUUCAAGUGGUCGCGCAAGCUGACGCCCGCCCUCACCGUGGCCUCGGGCGCCGAGGUGACGUUUGACCUGCGCGACGGCGGCAACAACCAGAUCACGCCCGAGAACCAGGCCACGAUCCUCGAUCACCUCGACUUUGCCACCAUGGACCCGGGCUUCGGCCCCGUCGCUGUCGAGGGCGCCGAGCCCGGCGACGUGCUGCGCGUCGACGUGCUCGCGCUCCAGCCCGCCGCCUACGGCUGGACUGCCAUCCUGGCCGACUUUGGCCUGCUGAGCGACGACUUUCCCACGCCGUCGCUAAAGAUUUGGGAUCUCCGACACGCGGCCGACGGCGGCGGCUACGCCGAGUUCAAGCCGGGCAUCCGCAUCCCCGUCCGGCCGUUUCUCGGCGUCAUGGGCCUCGCGCCGGCCACCGACGAGCCGCUGCCCACCAUCCCGCCGUACGACUGGGGCGGCAACAUGGACUGCAAGCAUCUCACGCAGGGCUCCUCGCUGUUCCUGCCCGUGCAGACGGCCGGCGCCCUCUUCAGCUGCGGCGACGGCCACGCCGCCCAGGGCGACGGCGAGGUCUGCGGCACCGCCAUUGAGACGCCCAUGCACGCGCGCCUGCGCUUCACCCUAGAGAAGAACAAACCGUGGGUGCGCUCGCCGCACUACCUCACCCGCGAGGGCGCCCAGCCGCAUGCGGACCGCGGCCGCGAGUACGCCGUCAUGGGCCUCGAUGUCGACCUGCGCGAGGCCACACGCAAGGCUGUCCGCGCCGCGAUUGAGUGGCUAGGUGCGGAAAAGGGCCUCGCACGCGACGAGGCGUACAUGCUGUGCUCAGUCGUCGGCGAUUUGAAGAUUGUUCAGGCAGUCGACAUGCCGCACUAUGGCGUCGUCUGCGCGAUUCCGCUGAGCAUUUUUGUUGACGAAUGA
Cordyceps militaris CM01 is the source of this 954-nucleotide messenger RNA. RefSeq names its product acetamidase/formamidase. Gene Ontology annotation, molecular function: hydrolase activity, acting on carbon-nitrogen (but not peptide) bonds, in linear amides. The record is from RefSeq and is a predicted model, not a curated record. NCBI's taxonomy places the organism in Eukaryota, Fungi, Ascomycota, Sordariomycetes, Hypocreales, Cordycipitaceae. The coding region runs from base 1 to 954 and encodes 317 amino acids. The transcript has a single exon.